AUGGAGUCUUUUUGUGAAUUUGCUUACAAUUUGCAGGAGAGUCAUGUAUCGGGUUUAGCUGCGUGCUUGCGUGAGGUUCCUUCACUUUACUUCAAGAAGGAUUUUGCCCUUGAGUACGGCGCUGCAUUUCGUUCCGUUUGUCCAUUCUCAAGCUUCACGGAGAAUCCAGCGCUUCAAGAGACGCUGUCACAAUAUCUUGAUGUGGUGGAGCUGCAUCUUGUGAAGGAGAUCUAA
Molecule: messenger RNA, 234 nt
Organism: Arabis nemorensis
Lineage: Eukaryota; Viridiplantae; Streptophyta; Magnoliopsida; Brassicales; Brassicaceae
Source: the annotation of a GenBank genome assembly